AUGACGAUGUACAAUAUUCUGGGAGCUGUCAUGGCUACUACAGCCCUUCUACCGUUUUUACGAGCCCAGCCUAACACCCCACCAAGAUUCAUUGAUACGCAGUACACCGCGACACUAGAUGAGAACAAGCCAGUUGGAACAAAUGUGCUACAAGUGUCAGCGGUAGAUAACGAUAGAGAUCAAAUCAUGUACGAACUUGGUAGCAAGGCUGCGGGUAGAUUCAAAAUCAACGUUGUUACUGGGCAAAUAACGUCACUGGUUGUCAUUGACAGAGAGGCCCUAAGCAACGAUCGCUUAGAUUUCAACGCGUAUGCCUACGACAAUGUGACAGGGCGAGGACAACGGGUGAAUGUACCCGUGUCAGUGGUGAUAACAGACGUCAAUGAUAAUAAACCUGUCUUUACUGAAACGCCCUACAAAAUGUCCAUCCAAGAGAAUGUGCUUGGAAGUACUGGAUUUGCAACGUCAGCUACUGAUGCGGAUAAUGGACGAUUUGCUCUUAUUACGUAUUCCAUUACUGGAGGAAAUGCGGAGAACAAGUUUGGUAUUGGUCCUUACACUGGAACAGUGAGUGUCAUCGAAAGCGUGGAUUACGAGACGAAAAAUAAUUAUACUCUAACCAUUACUGCUGCGGAUGGAGGAGGGCUUACUGCUGUGACGAGUCUCGAUGUUGAGAUUCAAGAUGUCGAUGACCUUGCUGCUGUAUUCUCUCCAUCAUCUUACUCAGCCACCACGUCUGAGAGCGCAUCUAAAGGUGUCUACGUUACCACGGUAACGGCACGUGAUGGGGAUCUGUCUCUUGGCGCGCCCGUGUCGUAUCUUGUCGAUCAAGGUAUAACAAUUGAAUGUUCUCAUUAUUUGAAGGCCAAAUCCACCAUUCACAAAGCCGUCUUUGCGACAGUAAUCAUCACCAUAUCCGAUGUCAACGAUAAUGUCCCAAGGUUCACUGUUGCACCCUACCGGGGAUCCGUCCCCGAGAACUCCCCCACCGGGCUGACUGUCCUACGAGUUUCAGCACAAGACGCUGACUYGGGCAACAAUGCUGUAUUUGAGUACUCCCUCGUUGGGGCUGCGUCGACAUUCAUCGUAACGAGUGCCGGCGAUAUUGUGGUCAGCGGUGCUAUUGAUCGAGAGACUCAAGACACCUACAGCUUCGAGGUCACUGUCACAGACGCUGAUAUUGGUCUAAAUGCAGACAUACGUUUUAGUUUGGUACCAGACUCCAGCAACCAUUACAAACAGUUCUUAAUCGACCCAAUUAGUGGUGUGCUCAAGACGAUGACUACCUUUGACCGCGAAGAGCUUGGUACCUACAAUCUAAUAGUUAGAGUUACAGAUCAACCUGUCAGUGGACAAGGAAGGUACGUACUGGUGGUCAGGGGUAUACGACUAAAAACAUAAAUAUCAACAAAAACAAGUCAUAUUUUGCUCUUUUCUUCCAGCGGUGUUAUCACGACUGUCAAAACACUAGACCGAGAAUCUGUAUCAAACUAUACUCUUGGUAUCCAAGCAACCGAUGGUGGAGGGAAGUCGGUGACGUCAUUUUUGAUACUCUUGGUACAAGACGUAAACGAUAACAAGCCAGUGUUCUSUCAUCCUGGAGGGUACGUGUUUGCUGUGAAUGAAGGAUCCAUAAGAUUAGAUGUUGGUACUGUUAAGGCCACCGACCGUGAUGAGGGAUUAAAUGCUAACAUUGUAUAUUCUCUCAAAGCUGUUCAAGACUAUACUAAGUUCACCAUCGACAGCACAAGGGGUAUUAUAAAGACGGCUGCCAUCUUGGACCGRGAAACCGUCAAAACCCACUCAAUACAAGUUCUUGCGCAAGACUCGGGCUCCCCGAAACUCUCGGCAGAAGUUGGUGUGACUGUCAACGUUACGGACAUCAAUGAUCACAGGCCCAAGUUUGGUCAGCGGAGUUACACAGUAACAGUGCUGGAAAAGAGUCCUCCGCGAGUGAUUCUGACUGUUUUGGCAACUGAUGCGGACCUUGGCAUCAAUGCGCACCUAUCCUACGUCAUCGAAAGUGGUAACCUUGACAACAGCUUUGUUAUCAACCGCGAUACCGGUGCCAUAGCAACAACGAAAGCGCUAGAUAGAGAAAAAAGAGCGUCGUACUCAUUGUUAAUCACUGUGUCGGAUCUCCAUGGCAACGAGGCUGCUGGAAUACCCCUUAAAGAUUCUGCUAUUGUUGAAGUCACGAUACAGGACAUCAACGACAACAAACCAGUCUUUUCCAAGUCACUCUACUCCCUGACCAUACCAGAGAAUGUCGCAAUAGGUAAAGAUAUCCUCAAAGUCCAGGCAAUAGACUUAGACGAAGGGAGAAACCGCGAUCUAUAUUAUAGUAUUGUCAGCGGUAACUCCCCUGAAAGGUUCUUCAUUGAUGCAUCUAGUGGGAUUCUCUAUGUAAAGAGUGCCUUGGAUAGAGACCCUCCAAGAAGCGAGAUUUCAUUUAAUCUAAAGGUCGUCAUUAGUGUAUCUGAUGUCAACGACAGUCCUCCUGAAUUCACUUCCGAAACGUAUACCGUUUUUAUUCCCGAGAACAUUACUUCCGGAACAGUCAUUCUCCAACCGAGCUGCGUAGACAGAGACCUGGGUUCUAAUGGACAAAUAUCUUACUCUAUAUCUUCAGGAAACGAAGAGUCUCCUGUCAAGUUYGCUGUAGAUCGUGACAAUGGGCGCUUGUCAGUUUCUAGUGGAUUUGACUAUGRCGUCAGCAGAAAGAAAUACACCCUGAUCAUCACCGCAAAGGAUUCUGGACAGCCUUCUCUUACAGGAAACGCGACCGUGAUUGUGAAUCUUGAAAACGUCAACGAUAAUACUCCAGUGUUCAGCCAGAGAGAAUACCUCUUCACAGUACAAGAGGGCUCGUACACCAACAACGACAAGGCUAUUGGUAAGGUCACCGCGACUGAUUCUGACAAUGAUUCUGAGAACUCUCCUUUUGGACGAGUCAUUUACAGCUUCAUCAACCAAUCGAGUUACUAUAGAGACCAUCACUGGCCGCUGACCACACUAGACAACGGGCUCAACACCAUUGAUAUCAGUGGGGGUGUGACUGCACGUGCAGUUGGUAGUGCAACGAUUGAAGCAGAUCCUUAUCUUGGUAACGUGAUUUCAUUGAGUGGCUCUGAGGCCUGGAUACGAGUUGGGGAUUUUGAAAAUCAAUGUAUUAGUGAUCCUUCACGUUGUGCUGAUGGCCUAACCGUAGCGUUUUGGUUGCUGUUCCGUGGAGGCCGCUACAUUAUCUCCUCCGGUGGACAAUCUCAGUUUGGUUCAGGAUUYGCUUUUUAUUACACCAAGGAAACUGGAAAAUAUUCACUUCUCUUGGCGACUUUCAGUCAGAAAUGGGAGAUAACAUUGCAUUCGAUUCCCUUGACGUGGUUUUAUGCAACAUUCACAUGGAAUAGCCAAUCAGGACUCAGAUACUACGAAAAUGGACUCUUAGUCCAGUCCUCCUCGGUCAGCACGAGUGUGUCACGUGCUUCGGAUGCAUUUACAGUUUUAAGUAUUGGAAAACCAAACAACAUCGAUAAACUCGAUUACUAUGGUAACCUGAGCAUCAGCGAUCUGAUGAUUUGGAAAAAGGAGCUUAUGGCUGAAGAGGUGCUUCAUUCGUAUCGCAUAUCACGUCACGUGACCGGCAAACCAAUGCCUACGUUACCUCAAUAUAUUGGUUCUUUUGACAUCAGCCCAACAACGGGUGAAAUAAAAGCAGUUGGCUUACUAGAUAGAGAAACAAAGCCAAAUUAUACCUUAGAUGUGGCAGCCACAGACAUGGACCCAGUCAAACCGCGGCGAAAUACGUYCGUGGUACUUGUAGAGGUCCUGGAUACUAAUGACAAUGCUCCAGUGUUUAGUCAAGAGAGUUACGUCACAACUAUGGUAGAACACUCGGCACCAGGCCACACCGUUAUUCAGCAUAAAUAUUUUGAUAUCUUUCCUAUUAAGGUUCACGCAUCAGACAGAGACAGUGGUACCAACAGUAAUAUCUCUUACAGUAUCGUAAGCGGAAACAYAGAUUUAGGAUUCACAAUCAAUAGUAAUACUGGGGUCAUCAGCCCUGCAAAAGACAUCGAUCGAGAAAAAAUACAGCAGUAUUUACUUGGCGUCCAGGCUAGGGAUGGCGGAAGUCCAUCAUUACAGGCAACUGUACAGGUUACCAUUAAUAUUGGGGAUAUCAACGACAACACACCAGUCAUUACUCCAUCGACGUACAGCGCAAACGUGUUGGAGAAUAAACCUCCGGGGCAAGUUGUUCUCAAGCUUUCUGUGUUGGACCCAGACCACUUAUUGAACGGACAGAUCGCCUUCACUGUGAACAGCGACAAUUUUGUUGUAAACGACACUAAUGGUGAACUACUUACAACACGAGAGCUGGAUAGAGAAAUCAAGUCUAACUACGACCUGACUAUUACUGCAAAUGAUAAAGGAAGCCCACCAAAGUCGUCUUCGAUAAAGGUUCGUGUAACUGUACUCGACGAGAACGACAACGUCCCUCAGUUCACCAAGUCACUCUACCAAGCUCUUAUCGUGGAAAACAUGACACUUGGUUCUCAUAUACUACAAGUCUCUGCUACUGAUCCUGACCAGGGUAGUAACGGGGACAUUGCCUAUUCUAUCAAAGGUAGUGACGGAAUUUUUGUCAUCAAUGAGACAUCAGGUGUAAUUAGCGUGAUUUCAUUGGUCGAUCGAGAGGCAAGGCCAGGUGGAUUCUCUCUCACUGUUACAGCACGUGACCAUGGGUACCCAAAACCAAACGUCGCCACAGCCCGCGUUAACAUUACAGUCUCAGACAUCAACGACAACAAACCUAGAUUUCACAAGUUUACGUACAUGGGUGUGGUCCGUGAGGACAGUGACAUUGGUGCAGUGGUGGUAGAAGUGAGGGCAACAGAUAACGACGAUGGUUUGGCCGGAAUGAUUCUAUACUCCAUAACUGGAGGCAACCCUGGUGGCUUGUUUGCAAUUCUCAACACAUCCGGGAAUAUCACUGUUGCUAAACCACUGGACAGGGAGACUAGGGGCGCGUAUGAGCUUCAGGUGACGGCAACCGAUCGAGCAGCGGAACCCAAGUCAUCUACAAUAGAAGUAGACAUCACUAUCACAGACGCUAAUGACAAUCGUCCCUCGUUUAUUAACGUGCCUUCAAAUAUCCUCGUCAGUGAAUCAGCCUUAUCUGGCACGCCUGUCUUUACAGUAAUAGCCACUGACCAGGACCUUGGCAUCAACAGUCAAGUUAGCUACUCAGGGUACUCCCCUGAGGGUAAAUUUGUCAUUGAUGCUCAGUCAGGGGUUGUAAACACUGUUGGGAGUUUGGAUUACGAAGAUGUUAAAAAAUACGUGUUUUAUGUCAUUGCUAUGGAUAAAGGCACACCACAACUUAACAGCACUACAUUGCAACUCAAUAUUACCAUAGUGGACGCUAACGACAACAAUCCACAGUUCACUAAGCCAGCUUAUAAUACGAACAUAUCWGAGGCUGCGCAGAUAGGAGAUGACGUCAUCCAUGUAUCAGCAACCGAGAAGGACUCGGGCCUAGGGUCUGUUGUUAGUUAUAAUAUCUCUGCGGGGGACCCUGGUAGUAAUUUUGUCAUUGCCCACUCCUCGGGACAGAUUAAAGUCAGCAAGAGCCUCGAUCGAGAGAGCCAAUCAACGUAUACUUUACUAGUGACCGCAAAGGAUGGUGGGACUCCUCCAAGAUUUGGACAGGCAACGGUAACUAUUCGUGUGAUUGACGUCAAUGACCGACCUCCAAUCUUCAAAUUCACAAAAUAUCAAAAAGAGUUUCCAGAAGACACCGCGGUAGGAAGUACUGUACUGAAAAUAGAAGCACUGGACGAAGAUACACCUGAUAAUACUCUGUUGAUUUAUACAAUUGUUGACGGACAAAUCGGCGGCCAUUUUGUGAUCACAACCGAAAAGAAUGACGGGAAAUAUACAGGUGUAAUUAAAGUGGCGAAACCGCUGGACAGGGAAACCACAGAUCUCUUUAACUUGAACGUUUCUGUAUCCGACGGAUUACAUAUGGGAUACACAACAGUGGAGUUUCGUCUUAGUGACGUCAAUGAUCGCAAACCCGAGUUUAAUUCAUCUGCUAAUUAUACUGCAGAAGUUGCCGAGAACACUCCAGGUGGAUUACUGGUCAUCCAGGUGACCGCUACUGACGACGACCUGGGAUCUAGUGCUGUCAUAACGUAUUCUAUUGCAGGAACGGUGGGUAGAUUCGUAAUCAGUGAAAAAACUGGAGAAAUAAGAACAAGCUCUUUGCCAUUGAAUCGAGAAACAAAGUCAUUUUAUACGCUUAAAGUAACUGCGUCUGACAAGGGAGGAAACCAAGGUUUUACAGAUGUUUUUGUUCGAGUCCUUGACAAGAAUGACAAUUCCCCAGUAUUCAACCCUUUGUCUUAUACAGUCACACUGACCGAAGGACCCAACACAAGUGGAGUGUUUGUUACUAAUGUUAGUGCUACAGAUGGCGACGAAGGAAUAAACCAGUUAAUAGAGUAUUCUAUUGUCUCAGGAAACAUUGACGAUGUGUUUACAGUUGAUAGUAGAAAGGGAGAAAUACACACCUCGAAGAAUGUUGACAGAGAAGCUGAAGGAAUAUCAAUAGAUAAUCUAGAAAGAGGGGUGUACCGACUGACCAUCAGGGCCCGUGACCAUGGCAACCCUGCUCAGUCAAGCACCGCGCUCGUUACUGUGCAAAUUCUGGAUAUSAAUGACAACCCGCCAGUUUUCCCGCCAAAAGGAUACAAGACGAUGAUCUCUGAAGGAGCCAAGGCUAAUCAAGACGUCAUUGCUGCCAUAGCAACCGACAAAGACGCGGGAGGAAACAGGAAAUUGAUGUAUGAAUUGAUAUCUGGCAACACUGGAGGGGAUUUUACGCUUGAUCCAGACACGGGUAUGAUCAAAACAGCAAGAAACCUAGAACGAGAGCAGACAUUCUUGUACAAUCUGACUAUUGGAGCCGCUGACCAAGGGAAACCUUCCUUCUCAGCAACGACACGAGUUGAAAUCACUGUGGGUGACAUCAACGACAACAGUCCUGUCUUCAACCAACAGAACUAUUCAGCAUCUGUGUACGAAAACAGCCCCGUGGGGACCCAUCUGGUGAACGUAAAGGCUAGUGAUGCUGACAGUGGACAGAAUGCUUAUAUCAGUUAUAGCAUCACAAGUGGGGAUCCUAUGAAAGUGUUUGGUGUUGUAACUAAGGUACACAACCAUGGAGAGUUAGUUGUUCAAGGUAAUGUAGAUCGCGAGGUAAAGGAUAUUUACAACUUGACCAUAACAGCACGUGACGGAGGAGUACCACUCUCUAGACACGCUGAAGCAUUUGUGCUARUAACAGUAUUCGAUCGCAACGAUAACUCGCCCCAGUUUUCCAGUAGCUCCUACUCGGCUUCAAUUGAUGAGAACUCGGGUCCAGGGACACCCGUUCAAAUGGCUAGCCCAAUCAAGGCAACGGAUCGUGAUACUGACAUCAAUGCAGAGAUUCGCUAUCAUCUUAAUGGUACAGAGGCUAGACAGUUCACUAUCGACCCUCUGACGGGAAUAAUCACGACUAGGAGUACCCCACCACCUACCCUUGACCACGAAGGCACGACAAACUAUACAUUCCACGUGGUCGCUGUUGAUAGGCGGGGUACUGCUCAUGCGUCGUUUGCUCGUGUUACUAUAGACAUUCUCGACACCAAUGACAACACCCCAAUAUUCAAUCCUGGUUCUAGAACUGUAACAAUCACUGAGUCUUCUCCUAUUGGUUAUUCCGUUUCCAUAGUAACGGCUACUGACCCCGACUCGGAUAUCAAUGGUCGUAUUUUUUAUUCGAUUAACUCUGGUUCCGAGGGAAAGUUUGAGGUUGGUCGAGUAGAUGGGGUUAUUCGCGUCAGUGCAGCACUAGAUCGAGAGAGUAAAGAAGAGUAUACUCUAAAUAUAUCCGCCAUAGAUGGAAGUUAUUAUCCUAACGAGGGAUACGGCACGGUUAUAGUCAAGCUACAGGACAUUAACGACAAUAAACCAAUGUUCGCCAAGCCUGUGUUCAGCGUCAACGUUCCCGAGGAUACCCCUGUGGGGACUGUCAUUGUCAAUGUUACGGCCUUUGAUUCUGACUUCGGUACGAACGCUUUACUAACAUAUAGAAUGAAUCACCAAGGAUUCAGGAUAAAUACACAAACAGGCUCGGUAUCGACUACACAAAAACUAGACCGCGAAACAACACAGAUUUACUCCUUUAUGGUGACCGCGCGUGAUGGUGGAGGAAUGGAAUCGAGUGUGUCUGUGAACGUGGAGAUUGGUGACGAGAACGACAACUCGCCCCAGUUCCCUACCAAUCAAUAUCAGACUGAUAUUAUGGAUAAGACAUCAGUAGGGACUAUAGUACUAUCAGUGAAAGCCGAGGACCGCGAUGUCGGUGAGAACGGACGAGUGACGUAUUCUAUUGUUACAAGCAAAGACGAUCUGUUUGCUGUUGAGCCCAACACAGGCUUGAUCACUGUAGUCAAAGCCAUCAACCGUCUACAGUUGGCCCAGACAGGUGUAAUCAACGUCAAUGGCUCAUUCAUCUUUAAGAUACAAGCCCGUGACCACGGCACCAGUCCUCGCUCGUCCAAUGUGACGGUUGUCAUCAAUAUCAUUGACUUGGGAGAUGAUAGCCCCGUGUUUAACAGUUCCUCGUACUUGGUGAACAUACGUGAGAAUCAACCCACAGGGACUGAAGUGGUUCGACUGCGCAUAACAAAACAACGACCAGGAACGACGCUGACCUAUAGUAUCGUGUCUUCACAGAAUGCUUUCACUAUUGACAAGAAUACAGGAGUGAUUUCAACGACAUCUUCACUCGACCGAGAAACACGUGAUUACUACAUAAUAACAGCACGAGCCACAGAUAAUGGCCAAACUCCUCUUUCUGGCUAUACCUCAGUAGUUAUACAUGUUACAGAUAGCAACGACAACGCGCCAGAGUUCCAGUUCCCCGCUCCUUACAAGAUGACCGCGCGUGAGGAUUCUCCCCUGGGCACUAAUGUAGGGCGUAUGAAAGCACUUGAUAACGAUGAAGGUGACAACAGAGAGUUUGAGUAUGCCAUCACACACGCAAAUAUUGGACCUGGCCUAAAAAUAAUAUCAAUCAACAAAGAAUGUGCCACGCCCCUUGGGUUGACCAACGGUGACAUCAGAGCCAGUGACAUCACAGCUACGUCAUCCUAUACAGUCCCUAAUGAAGACUACUCGCCAACUCAGGGCCGACUGAACAACAAACCAUUCAAUCAAGCGGGGAUUACGUACAAGGGAGCGUGGUGCGCCUCCAGUAAUAAUGAACAGCAGUAUCUACAGAUAGAUUUAAGAGGCAUGCGCAAAGUGACCAAAAUUGCUACUCAAGGGAGGCCUGGGUCGAGUGAUUACGUAGGAAGCUACGUCAUAUCCUAUAGUCAGGACGGGACUCAAUAUACCCAACAGAGAACGGUGUUUAAUGGUAAUUCCGAUGCUGAAACGAUCCAAGUAAAUUUUGUUUUACCCGCGUUUCAUGCGCGSUAUGUGCGCAUUCAUCCUCAGUCAUGGAUUGGACGGAUAUGUAUGAGAGUUGAGCUCUAUGGAUGUGAAUCAACAGGGAAAGAUGAAGUCACACUGCCUUUCAUCAUCGAGCCGUUCAGUGGUUACAUCAACACGUCAGCUAAACUCGACCGCGAACAACAGGACGUCUUCACACUUAUUAUUCAGGCCAAAGAUAAAGGAAGCCCAUCCUUGAACAGUACGACAACGGUAGAGAUAUCGAUUACCGACACCAACGAUAAUAAACCAGUGUUUAGCAAGAGUGUUUACCAUGCAUCAGUACCGGAAAACGCUUAUGGUGGUUAUCAGGUCAUCAGAGUAACGGCUACAGAUGCAGACAUAGGAAUAAACGCACAACUAAAGUACAGCAUAGUAAAUGGAGGGGAUGAAAGGUUCAUCAUUGAAGAUACAUCCGGGAUAGUUCGUCCAUCUGGUUACCUUGACUACGAGUCCAUGUCAAUCAAAUACUUUGUCCUGAAUAUCUCAGCCAGUGAUGGAGGUCAGCCCCAGUUCUCCUCAACAACCCUCGUGAACAUCAGUGUAACAGACUUCAAUGACAAUAAACCAGUUUUUAACUCAUCAUCGUAUUCAGCUGAGGUGAUGGAAACGGCGUCUGUUGGUGAUAGGAUAACUACUGUUACUGCGAUGGAUAUGGAUGCGGGGAUUAAUGCAUUGAUUACUUACAGUUUGUCUGGAGAUAUCGACACAUUCAGUGUUGUACCGAAUACUGGUGAAAUACGGUUAACAAAGUCUAUUGAUCGCGAGAAAAAAGACCAAUACAAACUGACUAUCACCGCAUCCGAUGGUGGAACACCAACAUUAUCCUCAAAAACCCAUCUAACCAUUGACGUGCUUGACGUAAACGACAACCCUCCGGUAUUCACGUCCCGAGUAUAUGCGCGCACAAUGUCCGAGGGUGUGGCAGUCGGUACGAUUGUAAUAACAGUACAAGCUAAUGAUGCCGAUGUUGGUGUUAAUGGUCGGGUAAUGUAUCAAAUUCUCCAUGGCAACGCUGGUGAUUUAUUCGAGAUCGAUGACGUAACAGGURCAAUUCGAUUGGCUAAGCCGUUAAACCGAGAAACAAACGCGACAAUAAAGCUAACUGUGCUUGCAAAGGAUCAAGGGAAGGAUAAUCAGUUUAGUGACCAGGCGGAAGUCGAGAUUGUCGUUACAGAUGUGAAUGAUAAUGCGCCGGUCAUUCGACCGAGAAAAAUGACAGCUUCUGUUCCUGAGAAUUCCAUAGUAGGAACAUUUGUAUUGGAUGUUAACGCUACCGAUGAAGACAUUGAUUAUAACGGUCACGUGACCUAUGCUAUCAUGCAUGGAGGCGAUGGGAGGUUUGUCAUCAACUCUUCAAGUGGUGUUGUACGAACGACUGGGAGCCUGGAUAGAGAGACCAAAGAUCUUUAUACUCUUAUUGUGAUGGCACGUGACCAAGGAUCAAUACCAUAUAUGGACUUCGGCACUAUAGAUGUUCACGUGAUCGAUAUGAAUGACAACCUGCCUCUGUUUACUUCGAUCUUUGGACCAUUUAGCGUACUCGAGAACCAGGCAACAGGGAGGCUUGUUGGUCGUGUGUUUGCUAAAGAUAAAGAUAUUGGCUCUAACGCAGCCCUGACAUAUGGCAUAUCAGCUGGACCAGGUUCUACAGACUUUACAGUUAAUAGCAAAACCGGAGAAAUUUUCACUGCAAAGUCAUUGGACCGCGAGGCUCUUUCAAGGUAUGACUUGACUGUAAGCGUCACCAAUAAAGAUACCAGUCCCCAGCUGUCAAGCAGUACCGUGGUACGAAUCAAUAUCCUGGACCUGAAUGAUAAAACACCGGAAUUCGUGUCGAAAUUCUAUAACAAAACAAUCUCCGAAGCUUCUCCCAGUGGGACCUCCGUGGUAACGGUGUCCGCGUUUGACAAGGACGAGGGAACGAAUGGUCGUAUCCUCUAUCGUAUUCGUCACGACCUCAGCAGUAGUAAUUCAGAUGUCUUCAAUAUUAAUGCUGAAUCAGGGAGUAUGACCUUACAAGUUCAAAUCGAUGAUCAUGAAUAUCGCUCCUUCACUGUGAUGGUUGAAGCAAAAGACAUGGCCCCGUCACAGGCCCUCUCAUCUGUAGUGCCUGUUUACGUUAUCAUUGAUGACGUCAAUGACAACUCUCCUGUGUUUAGCAAUAAGCUUUACAGCGUGCAAACAUCAGAGAGCACUGCAGUUGGAACAGCAAUCGCUCAAAUCUCUGCUAGUGACAAAGACAUUGGACCUAAUGGAAAAUUGACGUAUAAACUGAUCAGCGGUAACGAGCAAGGUAAUUUUAGAAUCAAUUCAAGUUCAGGUGUCAUUGCUGUUAACUCGCCCAUCGAUCGAGAGACCAACGCCUCGUACAAACUGAUCGCGGGCGCGUUUAAUGAUGAAAUUCUUGCUUUUAACAAUACGAGAUCUAGAAGACAAGUGAAGAAAAACAUCGACGACUCUGGUCAUCUGUACGAUACGACGCAGGUGGACAUCGUGCUGCUGGAUGUGAAUGAUAACGCGCCGGUGUUCAUUCGUCCACUGUUUGUUGGAGGGAUACCCGAAGGAGCAGAACUAAAUACUUACAUCAUGACAAUAUCAGCUACUGAUGCUGACGCUGGUAAUUUCAGUACUGUAUCAUACCGCAUUAAGUCAGGCAACGAGGCAGGAUACUUCAGUUUGAACACACAAACUGGUCAAAUAUUCUCUGCGAGCCUCUUCCAGAAUAAGAAAGGUCAGCGGUUUACCUUACGAAUUGAUGCGUUUGACAAUAAUGGCAGAGAUCCAUCCAAUCAAGUAUCAGCACCAGCACUCGUCAGGAUAUUCGUUUUACUGGAGGAACAGCGAGUUACUCUAAAAGCCGGAGUCCCUCCGACUCUCAUCGAGGAAAAUCGAGAUGAAUUCGUGAGUGUGUUGAGUAAUAUUACUGAGGCAGAGGUUUACAUCGAGCAAGUGUUUAAAGUAGAUUCAAUCAAUGCCAAGGGAGAAAAGGUUGUGGAAUCAAAGGUUUUGUUUCACGCGGUGAAAGAAUCGACGCAAGUUAUCAUGACUAGUGAUGAGGUUAUAAGGACCAUCGAUAGGUAUAGGAGUCAGCUGGAAACAAUGUACGCCAAGUGGAAGAUCAAAGCCGUCACACCCCGACCAAGAACAGGAGGCGAAACCAACACCCUCAGUGAUGCCGUGCUCGCCCUCAUUAUCCUGGGGUCUCUCGUGGUCUUACUUCUGAUUAUCAUCCUCAUUUGCGUCAUCAAAUCUCGCUGCAGUUCUGAAAAACAAGAAAUGUACCGAUCUCCUGAGCCCGCAAGACGAUUCGCAACAGGACAGCGCAUUAACCGUGCACCCUCGUGGUCCUCUUAUGAUGACGUUGUUACCAUUGGUACAGACAAGGAAAUAACGACUAUAAGAAUGCAGCCUGAACGCGACAGCUCCUUUAAUAGUACACGUAGUGGUCGUCAUGGUAACACCUAUUCGUCAUACCUACUGAACAAAAAGAGAUUGAGCCAAUCAGCAGACGACAAGAUCUGGAGCGAAGGUGAUUACUAUUUACAGGACUCCAAGACUGACUCGUAUCUCGAUGACGACGGAGGCUCAAACAAAAGUGACGUCAGUYGCCCCAGUACCUCUCGUAGUCCACGGGACACUGCACUGACAGCCGAAGGAAUGCCAAACACUAAGGUGUAAAUAGUUGUCAUUUAUCCAUGGCAAUAGAAGUGCACCGCAGACCUAAAGAUUCAUAAUGUCAUUCAAGGAUUGCCACUGAUAAUGUAUAAUAUUUCCCCCCUGUAUUUUGCAUGUUCUUUAUUUGAAUAUUCCCCUUCACACUUCCCUGCRCCAUCUUGAAAGGUAGUCGUG
Actinia tenebrosa (Australian red waratah sea anemone) is the source of this 13398-nucleotide messenger RNA. Its product is annotated as protocadherin Fat 4-like. The record is from RefSeq and is a predicted model, not a curated record. Gene Ontology annotation, cellular component: plasma membrane. Gene Ontology annotation, biological process: homophilic cell-cell adhesion. Lineage: Eukaryota; Metazoa; Cnidaria; Anthozoa; Actiniaria; Actiniidae. Gene Ontology annotation, molecular function: calcium ion binding.